AUGAUAGAGAUUGAGGACAACACAUUUGAGGUGGAUACCCUCUCUCAGGAAGAGGAGAGCAUAGAGGAGAUGGUAGAAACCGAGAAGUAUACUGAACGUUUGGCAAUGAACAAUUGUGGAAAUGUUAAGAAUGCAGUUCCACGGAUAUAUAGGAAAUUAGAACCUAUA
Racocetra fulgida is the source of this 168-nucleotide messenger RNA. The record is from the annotation of a GenBank genome assembly. Lineage: Eukaryota; Fungi; Glomeromycota; Glomeromycetes; Diversisporales; Gigasporaceae.